GGAGCCCUGGGCUCCUGACAGCUUAGGCGGGCCCUGGCUGCAACACGCAGCCCCUCGCCUCUGCUUCCUUAGCCUCUGAGAGCUUCAGACCUACCGCGCUUGCAACCACACCAUCUCCAACGGAUGCUCAUUAGCAGGAUACUGGGGUCAAAUUCACAGGCACUUUCCAGAAACUCCACCACUGGCCAGAGUUUGCAAACAUCCGGAUUGGCUCUGGGCACAGCGGCCACCUUAAGUUCUCCUGAACACCCCUUCUGCAAGUACCCCAGGCCGGUCUCCUGACCCAGAGAUGGAUUUACCUGUGAACCUAACCUCCUUUUCCCUCUCCACCCCCUCCCCUUUGGAGACCAACCGCAGCCUCGGCAAAGACGAUCUGCGCCCCAGCUCGCCCCUGCUCUCGGUCUUCGGAGUGCUUAUUCUCACCUUGCUGGGCUUUCUGGUGGCGGCGACGUUCGCCUGGAACCUGCUGGUGCUGGCGACCAUCCUCCGUGUACGCACCUUCCACCGCGUGCCCCACAACCUGGUGGCGUCCAUGGCCAUCUCGGACGUCCUGGUGGCUGCGCUAGUCAUGCCGCUGAGCCUGGUGCACGAGCUGUCUGGGCGCCGCUGGCAGCUGGGUCGGCGGCUGUGCCAGCUGUGGAUCGCGUGCGACGUGCUCUGCUGCACGGCCAGCAUCUGGAACGUGACGGCCAUAGCCCUGGACCGCUACUGGUCCAUCACGCGCCACCUGGAAUACACGCUCCGCACCCGCAAGUGCAUCUCCAACGUCAUGAUCGCGCUCACCUGGGCGCUCUCCGCUGUCAUCUCUCUGGCACCGCUGCUUUUUGGCUGGGGAGAGACGUACUCUGAGGGCAGCGAGGAGUGCCAGGUGAAGGACUCUGCCCAACAGCCCCAGAUGGUGUUCACGGUCCGCCAUGCCACCGUCACCUUCCAGACAGAAGGGGACACGUGGCGAGAGCAGAAGGAGCAGCGUGCCGCCCUCAUGGUGGGCAUCCUCAUUGGUGUGUUCGCACUCUGCUGGAUCCCCUUCUUUCUCACGGAGCUCAUCAGUCCUCUUUGCUCCUGUGACAUCCCCGCCAUCUGGAAAAGCAUCUUCCUGUGGCUUGGCUACUCCAACUCCUUCUUUAACCCCCUGAUCUAUACGGCUUUCAACAAGAACUACAACAGCGCCUUCAAGAACUUCUUUUCUAGGCAACACUGAGGGAGAGGACCAGGAUUGAAAGAAGUUUCUUCCCAGAAUUCAAUGGAAUUCCCAGUUCAUUCAUUUUCCAUCCCCACCCAACAGCCAUGUGGACGAGAUGAAUCCUCACCAUUCUCCAGGGUCAUCUUCAGAACUGCACUGGCCUGUUUUCCACCUCCUCAGUAAGAAUAUGACUCCUCACAGAGUUUUGGUGACAUGAUGUAUCUAACUCACCUACUGUCCCUUUCUCUGUGCUGACAGCCACGGUCUUUGCCCACAAAGUGUCCUUUCCUCCCCAGAUUCACUCCGGCAUGGUGGUCGACAUUGUCCUAAAGAAGUCAAACAAGGCAGAUAAGAAGGAAGAGGUAAAACAAUAUGGGCAGGUUGAGAAUGGAUAGAAAAGAAUGAACAAGUCAUGAUGUAGACAUCUGGGGAUAGGAGACCAUAGUUCCAGGCUUUCUGGAACAGCCCGUAUUUCAAAUAUUCUCCUAUAUGGUCCUAGUACAUAUACCCUCAUACUGAUGGGGUAUGUCCCAAUAGUUGACCACAAAACACCAUCUCCAAAUAUAUUAAAGUACAUAGUCCUAUCCAUGAAAGCAGGGAAUAUUAACUUUAAGGUUUUGUUUGUGGCAACCACACACACACACACACACACACACACACACACACACACACACAACUGUAAAAGAGGCAGGUGUUCUAGCUGACUAGUUUAUUCCAAAAUCCAAUCCCUUGACAUGAAGCAGGCACUGAGGGUCAACUACUUCCUUUCAUUUUGAAGCAACAGUUUAUAAACAGUAAAAAAGUCUACUGGUUUCAUAGAAUCUGUCAAAUUUGCUAAUUUGCUACUGGUUUCACAUGUGUGGAAUAUGUUCGAGUGUUUCUAGGCAAAGACCUUUAUCCUCAAAUCAUGAGAUUAGAGUAAAACAACUGCUAUAGAGUUGGGCAUCUCAUGACCAAUGAGUAUGAAGGCACACUCACCAAACACAGGCACUUUAAGGGCAUCCUUGAUUAAUUUGCUAAUUGCUAUUUUUUUGUUGAUAUGUGAAUACCCGCUAGGAAGCCAAGGCUAGCGGGCAAUGAAAAAGAUAGAACAAUGGUAAAAUGCAGCCCCAGUCCUCUACAAAUUGACAGUAUAGUUUGUGAGGUGAGGCAGUUAAGUGAUGAUGCAGCAUUUGGAUGAUCAUGUAAAACCAGUGCCAUUAUACAAAACUUUAAAAACAAUCCUAGGCAAUAAAACUGCCUGUGGUCUGCUAUGUCCCUGACUCUUUAAAUGCAUGAAUUAAAGAAUGAUAUAAUAAUCUCUGAUUUAUUGUGAUUCAUGUAGUAUGUUAUAUAUAAUAAAUUAUAUCAAUUAAGAGUUCAAACAUA
Molecule: messenger RNA, 2551 nt
Organism: Macaca mulatta (Rhesus monkey)
Lineage: Eukaryota; Metazoa; Chordata; Mammalia; Primates; Cercopithecidae
Source: RefSeq, a predicted model, not a curated record